GCGGAGAGGCGGAGGGAGCCCGUCGAAGAGGAUGCUCGGGAGGAUCGGAAGAGAGGAGGUGUUCUCCGGCAAUGGCUGAUCGCGGUCGGCGCUAUGAUCGCGGCAUAUAAGAACGCGCGAAGACGUGCGUUCGCCGCGCUUUACGCGAUUCCGAAUUCGAAGCAGAAACCGUUCGGUUCGUGUCCGCUCCGCGUCGAAGAGACUGUCGCGAGACCGAGAUCGCGAGACGAGCAGCGACGACCAACCGGAUCGGUGGUUUCGGACGCUGUCUCGCGACGCGUUUUUCCCGCCGAGUUUUAGCGCCGGAGUCGCGAGUUUUCGCGUUUUCGCGGUUUUUGCGUAGAAACUAGAGCGAGCGUCGUAUCGCGGAAACAGGUAAACGGUUCGGGUAAAAUCGGUGUCGAGGAGCCGUCGCGUCGAGGAGGAUUCGUCGCGGCGGACAUGCCGCGUGAUUCGAGGGUGUGCAAGAGUCGCGUAACCGUCGAGACGCGGAGGAUCGUCGAUGCGGAGGCGGAGGUGUCGUUCAUACGCGGUGAAGCAUCAGCCCCGGAAACAUGAGCUCGAUCGACUUUGACGAGGUGUUGGUGCACGUGGGCGAGAAGGGCAAAUAUCAGAACAUCAUGUACUACCUUCUCUGCAUCCCGGCCACUCUUCCAGCCGCCUUUUUGGCUUUCUCGCAAGUGUUUGUGAGCGCGUCGCCGGAUCAUUGGUGCAGGGUACCGCAACUGGAGAAUCUGACCGAUCUGAUGACGCUGAGCGAGAGGAAGAAUCUGUCGCUGCCGUUCACCGAGAAAUCGGACGGCAAGGUGAAAUACUCCAAGUGCAAGAUGUACGACGUGAACUAUACGGCUAUCGUCGAGUCGUGGUUGAGCGGCGCGAUUCCGGAGAACGGGACGGACGGUAGCGGCGACGGCGAGCGUCCGCGGAGAGACAGGUUACCACCGCCACCGGUCGGUAACCCCGGGCCGGUCAUCGGUUGCCAACACGGAUGGGUUUACGACACCCGGGACUACGACAGCACCCUGGUCACCGAGCUAGACUUGGUAUGCGACAACAGCUGGUGGCCUUCCACCUCUACGACUUUCUUCUACGUCGGUAGCCUGUUCGGGAACGUGGUGUUUGGCUGGAUCGCCGACAAAUGGGGCAGAAGGACGGCCUUCUUCGCCAUUCUGUUCCUCGAGGUGAUACUCUCGAUCGCCACCAGUUUCAGCCCGAAUUACGUGAUCUACACGGUGUUGAGGACCGUGAACGGUCUCUUCUUCCCUGCCAUCUAUCAAAUACCUUUCAUACUAGCUCUGGAGUUGAUGGGCCCCAGGUACAGAACGUUCGCCGGUAUGGUGAUCAGCAUGUUCUUCGCGUCGGCGAUGUCUCUUCUAGCCCUGCUGGGUUACCUGCUCAGGCACUGGUUCGCGCUGUCGCUGGCUACCUCGGUUCCCUUCGUUCUCCUCUUCAGCUACUACUGGAUCAUUCCCGAGUCGCCGCGUUGGCUUCUUAGCAAAAAUAGAAUAGACGAGGCGGAGGUGAUCGUGCAACGCAUGGCCAAGAUAAACGGUCGGACGGUACCGAACAAUUUCCUUAGGAAAAUGGAGGUGGAGAUCCUGCGAAGGCAGGGUAUUUCGUGCAACGGGACAAACUCCGGGGAGAACGAGACGACCGAUGCGGUGGACAGGUCGCCGCCGCCGGCCGCGACGCCGAUGGAUCUCAUCAGGAACCCGAACAUCAGGAAAAAGUUUUUCAUUCUAGCGUUCGACUGGGUGGCGAACGCGGUCGUGUACAACGGGCUCUCGUACAACACGACGAACCUCGGCCUGUCCGAUUACCUGGCCUUCUUCAUCGGUGGCCUCGUCGAGAUACCGUCCUACGUGAUCACCUGGUACGCCAUGGACAGGCUGGGCAGAAGAUGGGUGCUGUGUCUCACCAUGCUGCUGGGCGGCGUCGCCUGCGUCUCCUGCAUGUUCGUUCCCGAAGCAGACGCUGUAUGGGUGACGGUGUCCUUGGCGAUGAUCGGCAAAUUCGGGAUCGCGGCCUCGUUCGCCGUGUUCUAUGUGUUCGUCGGGGAGCUGCUGCCCACCGUGCUGAGGUCACAGGCGAUGGGAGUCGCCUCGUUCAUCGCGGGCAUCGGUUUGCUCGGCUUCCCGUACAUCGUUCACUUGGCCGUCUACUCGAGGGUACUUCCGCUGAUCAUCAUGGGCACGCUCAGCGUCGCCGGAGCUCUCACGUCCAUCUUCCUGCCGGAGACCCUCAACAUUCACCUGCCGCAGACGAUCGAGGAGGGCGAAAUGUUCGGGGCCGACUUCAAGCUUUGGUCCUGCCCCACGUUACCAAAGAAACACACCGAGAAGGAGGAGAAGACGGAGUGGAUGCCGCUGAGGUACUUGGUGAACGGCAAACCGGGAAAUCGGUCGUCGCAGGCGCCGGAGGAAGCGACUGCCCAGGAGUCUGAAAAUUCGCGAGCGAGUCAGCCAUCGAGCGAGCCACGGAAGGAGGAGGAGGUCGCGGACGCCGACGAAAAGCGCCAGGACACGACGGUCGUGAUCGUCGAACAGAGGAAAACGCAAUGAGACCCGCGACUCGAGCCCGCUUUCCGUAUCGUCGUCAAACUUUUGGUGUUCGCGAUCGCGAGAUCGAUUCGAGACGGGACGGCAGUGCGCGACUUCUCGCGGGAACCGUCGAAGAAACGUAGCGUUUCGCCGUUUCGGUUUUCCAACGGACAAAAUGCGCGGGUAGCGUAAAGAUCGUGGUACGCGGAAAUUCGGCGUCGCCAUGGAGAAUCGAACGUUCGUCUGUUUCUGUUUGUUCGAGACAUUUUCCGAGACGUUCUCGGCGAUACGUGUUCGAGUCGAGGAGCCACGAGCCACCGUACCUCGCCUCGUCCUUCGACGUCCCAUCCACCGACGGACCAUCCUCGCGGUUACGUGAGGAAAUCGAGAAAAUCGUUCGUUGAAUUUUCCACAGUGUUUCCGUUCUCUCCGACCCGAUCGAAAGAUGCGAGAAAUCG
Messenger RNA from Megachile rotundata (alfalfa leafcutting bee), 2998 nucleotides. RefSeq names its product organic cation transporter protein. The record is from RefSeq and is a predicted model, not a curated record. Lineage: Eukaryota; Metazoa; Arthropoda; Insecta; Hymenoptera; Megachilidae. Gene Ontology annotation, biological process: transmembrane transport. Gene Ontology annotation, molecular function: transmembrane transporter activity. Gene Ontology annotation, cellular component: membrane.